AUGGCAACAAUCCAGACCCAACGGGAUGCGACGGUCAUCCUCACCGACUCAAGCAACUGGAUCCCUUGCCCCUCAGCUGCCUCAUCGCAUACCACCCGAAACGCUAGAUGCAACACGCGAGGAUCAGCACAAGACACUACAGAAAUGUCGACAACAACCUCACAAAUCCCCACUAUACCAACGCGAGUGUCAGAACUCUCAGAGAAAGGACAAGAAGCGUAUAAGGAGGAUCGCGACGACUACAAGCUGCGCCUUGAGUCAUACAAAAUACGGGAGAGGGACUAUCAAGAAGAAAGCAACAAAAUCUCAAAGAUGGUCGAACACAUCCUUACAACCGUAACACCCCAUUUACAACUUAGCUGCUGCACCGAGAACGGCACGCCGCGCGACUGGAUAACCGCCCUCCAAGACACAGUUGGAGUGGAUGAGGACGAGGAGAGAGCGCGAGCACGAGAGAGAUACCAAGCCGCACUCAAGCCAAUGCGUUCAACCACAAACUGGGAGACGUGGCUAAAUGAAUACGAUCAGGCUGCAACUCGAGCUGAAACCCUUGAGGUGGCCGAGGUUAUGCAAACACAAGCCGUAAUAGACGACUUCCUAGGCUCCGUAUCUAAAAUGGCAUUCUACUAA
Pyrenophora tritici-repentis Pt-1C-BFP is the source of this 630-nucleotide messenger RNA. RefSeq lists its product as uncharacterized. Lineage: Eukaryota; Fungi; Ascomycota; Dothideomycetes; Pleosporales; Pleosporaceae. Gene Ontology annotation, molecular function: nucleic acid binding; RNA-DNA hybrid ribonuclease activity. The record is from RefSeq and is a predicted model, not a curated record. Gene Ontology annotation, biological process: DNA replication, removal of RNA primer.